GCGCGGCGUGCUCGGGCUCCUGCAGCUCCCGCCUCCCACGCUCCCAGCCGGCUCGGGCCGCGCGCGCUCCAGUCGGCUCGCCCCGCCUCGCGCUCGGCCGCACCGGGCCGCCCCGCCGCUCCAUGGCACACGCGCAGCCGGCUCGCUGCCCCAGCCCGCGGGGAUCCGGGGAUGGCGGCAUGGCCAAGUCUAGGAAGGUGGCGCUCAUCACGGGCAUCACCGGCCAGGAUGGCUCGUACUUGGCCGAGUUCCUGCUGGAGAAGGGCUACGAGGUCCACGGAAUCGUCCGGCGAUCCAGCUCCUUCAAUACAGGCCGAAUCGAGCAUCUGUACAAGAACCCCCAGGCUCACACUGAAGGAAACAUGAAGCUGUACUACGGCGACCUCACUGACAGCACCUGCCUGGUGAAGAUCAUUAAUGAAGUAAAACCCACAGAGAUCUACAACCUGGGAGCCCAGAGCCACGUCAAAAUUUCCUUUGACUUGGCUGAGUACACGGCGGACGUGGACGGGGUCGGCACUCUGCGGCUCCUGGAUGCCAUCAAGACCUGUGGCCUUAUCAACUCCGUGAAGUUCUACCAGGCUUCCACCAGUGAACUUUAUGGGAAAGUGCAAGAAAUACCCCAGAAGGAGACCACCCCGUUCUACCCGCGGUCGCCCUACGGGGCAGCCAAGCUCUACGCCUACUGGAUCGUGGUGAACUUCCGGGAGGCCUACAACCUCUUCGCAGUGAAUGGCAUCCUGUUCAACCACGAGAGUCCCAGAAGAGGAGCUAAUUUUGUUACUCGAAAAAUUAGCCGGUCAGUAGCUAAAAUUUACCUUGGACAACUGGAAUGUUUCAGUUUGGGAAACCUGGAUGCCAAACGAGAUUGGGGCCAUGCCAAGGACUACGUGGAGGCUAUGUGGCUGAUGUUGCAGAAUGAUGAGCCAGAGGACUUUGUCAUAGCCACUGGGGAAGUGCACAGUGUCCGGGAAUUUGUCGAGAAGUCGUUUAUGUGCAUCGGGAAAACCAUUGUGUGGGAAGGAAAGAAUGAAAACGAAGUGGGCAGAUGCAAAGAAACCGGCAAAGUUCACGUGACUGUGGAUCUCAAAUACUACCGGCCCACUGAAGUGGUAAGGACGCGCACUGCGCACAACGCCCCGUUGAGGGCCACACUCUUGGCAGGCCGGGUGGGAAAAUGUUCUCCCCAAGUGCCUGUUGCCAAGCUUCUCCAGCAUCCUGCUGCAGGCACUUCCCAGAGAACAUGGCACGAGAUACCACACUGGCCGCAAAAAAAAAAAAAAAGUAUUGCUUGAUUUAAGGUGAAAGGAGUGAAUCACAGCCUGGCAAACCACUGGCUUCAGAAACGGAGGCACACGUCUCCAGUUGGUCUCUGUGACCGGAGGGCCCAUGUGCUUCUGCGGCCAUGCCUGUCUAUGCUCACACACGUGUGUACUCAUGUGUACAUGCGCCAAGCCGUAAACAGUCGCCCAGACAUAGUUUUAGAGACCGAGCUUCGGUUUCACCGUGUCCAUUAAGUCUUUCCUUAGGCCGUACUUCAUAUGUAGUUCUGCUAGCUAUACUUCUAACAUCCAAUGCUAAGAAACUAAAAAAUCAUCUGUUGUUGAUAUGUCUUUCUCACCACCAAACUGGGAGUUCUUUGAAGAUGAGGACUUGUUUAAUAUCUUCCGCCGUAACCAACGGGCGCUUCACCAAAAUCAACUGAUUGGUGGAUGGUUGGGUGCGUGGAUGAAUUUCUCGAUGUAGAAGUUGCCGUCUCUGCCAAUUUUCCUUUCCUAAAUCUAUACAAAUGCCUGCCUUGGUGUUACAGCAUUGCCGUGGGCCACUUUCGGGUUACACAACCCUUCUAGAAAGCCGUGCCUCCAGUGAGAAAUACUCACGUAUACUCACGUGUGAUGGCUCUUGCACAGUGUAUCCAUUCACUGUGAGAAUGGAACCCCUUCGAAGCGUUUUGCCUGCCUCUUGAAGUGAAUUCCCAUGUAUUGUAAGACCUUCUAGAGAUCAGGAAGAUUGGAAAAGUGAAUGUGUCAGGAGGAACCGCUCUCAAACACAAGCAAAAAGCUGUAUUUCGUGCGCUCCUGGACACAGGAGGAAAUAAAAAGGAGAGGAAGUAAGCCACCGUGCUGGGGAGGGCUGGGACCACGGAGUCUGUGCUUUGUCCCCAGGCAGGGCGUGGCCGGCUCUGCCACAGUGAACAAUUGUUCCCGGUGCUAAUGGCGAGUGGGUGUG
Ochotona curzoniae (black-lipped pika) is the source of this 2229-nucleotide messenger RNA. It is a transcript of the gene GMDS, whose product is annotated as GDP-mannose 4,6-dehydratase. The transcript has 9 exons. The record is from RefSeq and is a predicted model, not a curated record. NCBI's taxonomy places the organism in Eukaryota, Metazoa, Chordata, Mammalia, Lagomorpha, Ochotonidae. Gene Ontology annotation, biological process: GDP-mannose metabolic process. Gene Ontology annotation, molecular function: GDP-mannose 4,6-dehydratase activity. The coding region runs from base 123 to 1295 and encodes 390 amino acids.